Messenger RNA from Truncatella angustata, 234 nucleotides. RefSeq names its product cytochrome b-c1 complex subunit 8. NCBI's taxonomy places the organism in Eukaryota, Fungi, Ascomycota, Sordariomycetes, Amphisphaeriales, Sporocadaceae. Gene Ontology annotation, biological process: mitochondrial electron transport, ubiquinol to cytochrome c. The annotation marks the transcript as partial. The record is from RefSeq and is a predicted model, not a curated record. The transcript is spliced from 2 exons.
GGCGGUCUCAAGCAAAAGGGUAUCACCACCUACAGUUUGAGCUCUAACCGACAGAACCCAUUGGCCGGCGCUGCUAGUGCCGCCAUUUUCAACACCUGGAGACGAUUCAGCGCCCAGGUUCUCUACGUCGCCACCCCCAUGGUUUUCUUCUACUACGCCAUGGACUGGGCCAUCCACCGCAACCACUACCUGAACUCCAAGCAGGGUCGUGCCGAGUUUGCAGAGGAGGAAUAA